GGGUACCUCUCCGUGUCGUCGAUAACGCUGAUCUCUCGCCUACGUUCGCCCUUUGCAAUUUGAUUUUCCUCGGAUCGUGAUCGCCAGAUUCAGUUCGACUUACCAGCCCGUUUGAUUUUAAGAUAACCUCCUGGUCGAACAACCACCAGCCACCCUCAUGUCCUAUCCGCCAUCUAGGAGCACCGCCUUGUCUGCCCCGGGCAAGGUCCUUCUUACCGGUGGUUACCUCGUUUUAGACCGCAAUUACACGGGAACGGUUAUCGCACUCGAUGCCAGGAUCCACGUUAUUGUUCAACAAUUGAAAAGAGGUCAUCGGCGUGGUACGUCAUUCAGCUCAGUGAGGGGGGGUCCAAAUACGGAGGCAGUUGAGGACGGAAGUAUUGUAGACAACAAGGAUAACGAGGACAUCGUGGUUGUACGCUCGCCGCAAUUUGUCAAUGCACUGUGGGAGUACGGUAUACAGCGUUGUGAGAAUGGAGGUGGAAUCAAAGUAAUCCAAAAGAACGAAGGGCAUCCUAAUCCGUUUGUCGAAACUUCUCUCAACUACGCUCUCACCUACAUCAGCUAUGUAGCCGACUCGAAGGACUUUGGGUCCCUCUCCGUGACCAUUCUGGCCGACACUGAUUACUAUUCUGAGACCGCCUUCUCUAGGGCUUCUGAGUCCCCUGGAAGAUUUGUGAACUUCGGUGUUCCUCUCCACGAGGCCCACAAGACAGGACUGGGUUCCUCCGCGGCUCUAGUGACAGCUCUAGUAUCGUCCCUAGUCAUUCACCGUACCCUACAGCCAGACGACCUCGGAGCUUCUCGGGACAAGCUUCAUAACUUGGCACAGGCUGCCCACUGUGCCGCUCAAGGUAAAGUGGGAUCCGGGUUUGAUGUGGCUGCUGCUAUCUACGGAUCUUGCCUAUAUCGCCGAUUCUCUCCAAGCAUUUUGGAAUCCGUCGGUGACGCCGGUUCGCCUGGGUUUGAAGAGCGGUUGUUUGCAGUUGUGGAGGACGCCAACCCUAAGCAUCCGUGGGAUACAGAGUGCUUAGAUUUCGGCAUGCGACUUCCUCGAGGCAUGCAGAUGGUUCUGUGCGACGUUGAAUGCGGCUCAAACUCCCCUUCGAUGGUCAAGAAAGUGCUUGAAUGGCGAAAACAAAAUCAGCAGGAAGCCGAUCUUCUCUGGGCUGCCCUCCAGUCGAACAAUGAAAGGCUCUGUCUUCAGCUCAAGCAGCUAGCCCAGAGCCCUGACCAAGAAUCGCCCGAAGAUUUCAAUGAUGUCCGCAACCUCAUCCAGCGCUCACGCAAUCACCUUCGCAGCAUGACCCGCAAGGCGGAAGUCCCCAUUGAGCCGAGAAUACAGACAGAACUGCUUGAUGCAGUGUCAGCCAUUGACGGAGUGAUUGGUGGUGUGGUUCCUGGUGCGGGAGGCUAUGAUGCGAUUGCUGUCUUGAUCCGCGAUGACCAGGAGGUACUUAAAAAGUUAAAUGAGCUCUUCGAGAACUGGGAGAGUAAGGUGGAGGACGAUUUCGGUGGCAAGAUCGGAACUGUCCGGCUCCUCGGUGUGCGUCACGGCUCAGAUGGAGUCAAAAAUGAGGGUCUCGAUCAGUAUGCCGGCUGGAUCUAAGUCGACAGCUCUGUCCACAUGCUCGCCAUGCACAGCUACUAACCCAAGUAGACAUGACAUUCGAGAGUUACUGUGCUAAACGGCAAAGAAUGUUUAUCCGACUCAGCAUACAUUACAUCUGAACUCGGCGCUAAUAUCGAUUUUGUGCAGUCUUCUCUAUUAUCCUUUCUGUUAGCCCAAGCAUUCCGUUACGAGCGAUGCCAGUGAUGAAGAGCAUUUCUAGUCUAAGCACGAUUAUGACCAUUGCAUCUUUCCAUAAGAUAGCCUACGCAAAAUGAUAAUGCAAUAAAGCUAGUAGACAUUUUG
Molecule: messenger RNA, 1915 nt
Organism: Aspergillus pseudotamarii
Lineage: Eukaryota; Fungi; Ascomycota; Eurotiomycetes; Eurotiales; Aspergillaceae
Gene: erg8
Product: phosphomevalonate kinase
Exons: 3
Coding region: 158-1609 (483 amino acids)
Biological process (GO): isopentenyl diphosphate biosynthetic process, mevalonate pathway; ergosterol biosynthetic process
Cellular component (GO): peroxisome
Molecular function (GO): ATP binding; phosphomevalonate kinase activity
Source: RefSeq, a predicted model, not a curated record